UUCAUAAACCACACACAAAGAGAGAGAGAGAAACCAUAAGAAUAAGAAGAAAAAUACCCACAUUGCUCUCUCUUUUUCUCUCCUUAAUUUCAUACAAUUUGCCUGUUUUGAAACCCUCUUCAGUUACAUUUUUAUCUGAAGAAAUUGUGUGAAAGUUUGUCAAUUUUUUUUAAAGGCAUUGCCUUUAUAGAUUUGAACAUAACAAGAUUUAUUGUGCAGAUAUUAUCUAGAGGAAGAUUCAGAAUCAUGGUAUUUUGGAUUUUUGGCUAUGGUUCAUUGGUAUGGAACCCUGGAUUUGAAUAUGAUGAGAAAUUGAUUGGUUACAUCAAGGAUUACAGACGUGUGUUUGAUCUUGCUUGCAUUGAUCAUAGAGGUACACCUGAAAAACCUGCAAGAACCUGCACUUUGGAUGAAAGCAAAGGAGCCAUUUGUUGGGGUGCUGCUUAUUGUGUGAGAGGAGGACCUGAAAAGGAAAAGAAGGCAAUGGAGUACUUAGAAAGAAGAGAGUGCGAGUAUGAUAGCAAGACCUUGGUGGACUUCUUCACUGAAGAAGACUCCUUACAUCCUGCCUUAACUGGAGUAAUAGUGUUUACAUCCACUCCUGACAAAGAAAAUAAUAAGUAUUAUCUUGGUCCUGCCCCACUUGAAGAGAUGGCUAGGCAAAUUGCUACCGCCUCUGGUCCCUGCGGAAAUAACAGGGAAUACAUAUUCAAAAUGGAGAAGGCUUUACAUGACAUUAGUCACGAAGACGACUACAUCAUAGAGCUAGCAAAUGAAGUGCGCAAAGUUCUUGGAAUCGGGGGAUCUGUUCCAAAGGAGAAGAAGUUACCUGGUCCUUCCCAAAUCCCACUCAAAUCCCACAUUUCACCUGUGAAAAUCCGCCCCUUGCCAGAAGCUAUAGCUGCCGUUGCUGCUGACUCCUGACAAAUGAAAUGAUCUAUUGAUCUUUAGGAGGAUGAGUUUUUCUCUUUUGACCUGACUAGAAUUUUUUCUUCCAAAAAUGUUACUUACAUAUUUAGUGAUGUGUUUCUUAGAAGUAUCCCUUGUGUUUUUUCCUUUUCUCUGAACUUAAGACUAGGAAGCUAGAAUGUGGGGUAGGAUAAUGAGUUGAGUUGACAUACUAACCAGCCAGACGACUUUGUGGCCAGUUUGAACAUGGAUUCUUGAGUGAUUAUGAGCACAAUUUAAUGAAAUUUGAUUAGUUGCUUACA
Messenger RNA from Lycium barbarum (goji berry), 1211 nucleotides. RefSeq names its product gamma-glutamylcyclotransferase 2-1-like. The coding region runs from base 247 to 924 and encodes 225 amino acids. The transcript has 8 exons. Lineage: Eukaryota; Viridiplantae; Streptophyta; Magnoliopsida; Solanales; Solanaceae. Gene Ontology annotation, cellular component: cytoplasm. Gene Ontology annotation, biological process: glutathione catabolic process. Gene Ontology annotation, molecular function: gamma-glutamylcyclotransferase activity; glutathione specific gamma-glutamylcyclotransferase activity. The record is from RefSeq and is a predicted model, not a curated record.